AUAGGGGCAGGAGCGUUUUUGUUUAUCACCUUUGGAGAGUUCCCCCGAUCAAGCAGAGACCUGAAGAUGAUAUGUAAUUUUUAAAGGGUCGAGAAAUGAUAAAUUAUCUGAUUCUGUUAUGUGGCUCCAUUUUAACAGUUUGAAUUCAAGUCUUGACGCGGUUCAUUGGCCAAACUAUCUUUCUAUCGUUCUGCACUUCGUUCAAGUUUUGCCUGCUGCUGCCUUUCCUGUUAUCUUUCCAUUGUGUAGGUUAAUUUGCUGCUCAAUGGCCUUUUCACAUCAUCUUUAUCUGCUUUUUGAUCUGGAUUGAUUUGAUGUGAAUCUCCAUGGGCACUUAAUGUUCUGUAAAUGCUACUGUUAGAACACGGUGCUCUUUACAUUGUUUGCAAGCUUGCGGAGUAACAGCAGCAAGCAUGUUUGCAUAGCUUUUUAGAGUUUAAAAUGCAGUUAGUGAUAAUGUUUACUAAUGGCUACAGUCUAGCUGGUGGACUGAUAUUAAACUGUAGCAGUUCAAAGGUGCUAGGGAAAUGCAAUAUGCUUAUUAACAAUUAAUCAUUGCGCCUCAAUUCUGAACUACUUGUAUUCAACAAAUAAAUGAAUUUUAUUAUCAUAAGCUGCAAAAAUUUACUGUCCCUCUUCCUGAGAUAAUCACGUAUUGAUUGCUCGUGCACUUGCGAAAGUGUCCAAAUUGUCAAGUUUAGCCCCUUCCCAACCCAACACCUCUAACCAGCCUGUUCUGUUCGAUUUUUUUUUAGCUCAUUUAAUACAAUCGUUCUGGUCCAUUAGGUUUUCUGUAGUUAGCCUUAGCCUACUCAAACCUAACCCUAAUUUACGAGCCCGUUAGCGCUAUUGUUUAAGCCGACUAUGCUAUUUAUUUAAGGCAAAAUUUCUCAAAUGACUACCUUAUUGUAGCUUCCUACCAUUUGUAACUACCCUUUUUAAUAUUACCAUUCGUAGCUAAAAAUCUGUUUAUUUGUGUAUGUUUUCGGAUGUAUUUGUUGUCAGCAAAUACAUGAGCAUACGGUAAAAAAAGGAACAACUUCCUUUAUUUUAGCCUCUAAACGUGGUGAUAUUAAAUGAGAAAUCAAUAUAUUUUUUACCUUCCUUUCCACAAAAUAAGCUAUAAUAUUCCCUUUCCUUACACGUAUCUCUUCUUCCAUUCAUUCUUCAACAGUCAAAACCGUAAAAAUUCAAAUUUCAAAUUAAAUCUGAAAUUAUAGUAACAAACACAAACACGUCAAUCAUCAGGUAAUUCGUGCAAAAACACUUUUUUUCAUUUCACAAAUUUCGUCUCUUCAAUUUGUAUUUAUGUGAUUUCAAUUUUUUUCUUGGAUCAUAAUGUGAGAGUUGUUUUAUUCUUCUGAUUUUUUUUUUAUUUCUGUCUUCAUCACUGAUAUUCGAAAAUAAUGAGGUAAUCUCAUUGUAAGCGUGUCAAUGAAUGAACAAUGCUUUUGAAAAUUUCGGUUGAAAGUAUGUUAAUGUACAUGAAUGGUUAGGAAUCCAAAAAAAAAGGAUCCAGUUCAUAUCUUUUAUUUUUCUGAAGCUAAACUAUGUUUUUCUGAACUAAUUUUCAUAUAAGUAGCAAUUUAUGCUAAAACUAAUUAUUUCUGAAGUGUCAAAAUAUAUGUAUGUUAUAUUCCAAUAUGUUUUCUCUUUUACACAUUCCAAUAACUUUUCGAAGUGUUCAUCAAUAACUUUCCGAAGAUCCAGUUCAUAUUUUUUUUGUUCCUCAAUCUAAACUACGUAUUUCUGAACUGUAAUUCAAUAUCUAAACAAUGUAUUUCUGUACAAUGUGAACUGAACUAUGUUUACUAUGUAUUUUUAUAAUAUCCAAACUAUGUAUUUAUGCACUGUCUAAACUAUGUAUUUCUGAACUAUAUAAACUAUGUAUUUGUCAACUAUUUUUCAUAUCAGUUUAUGCUAAACUAUGUAUUCUGGAGUGUAAUUCAAUAUGUGUAUGUUAUAUUAGAAUUAUUAGUGAGUAAUUCUAAUUUGUAUAAAUUAUUUAAAUUUGAACGUGAAUAUUAUGUAGGGCAUACAUAUUACAGGUUUUAUGUUGACACAGUGAUUCAAGGAUUUUUUUUUUUUUUUUAUAUAAAAUGGCCAAUAUUUCAUCGUUGAUUAGACACUCUGGUAUUUGGAACGACGAGAAUAAAUACGUCAAUUACAAAAUCGAUGCUGUGACUUUCAAGGAGUAUUCGACGUAUGAGGAAUUGUUACAAACAGUUGCAACACAAUUGAAUUUGGACACGAAAAUGAAAAUCAUAAGCAUAAAAUACAUGGUUGAAGGUGAUUAUAUUCCAAUGGAAAUUCACAAUGACAUGGGUGUUAGGGUGUAUGUGGAACUGAAAAAAGAGAACAAAGCAUUACCAAUGUACCCAUUAUGUAUCAUUACAACUGAUAGAAGCAUGGAGAUAUGUAUAUCGGAUGAGAGUUGUGUUGAAGGUGAUUAUUUGCAAAUCGGAUACACGAAUCAAACAGUUGGUUCCCAUGAUUUUGCAUCAUCAAGUUGUGGAAAGGCUGAUUUGUUAUUCGAAAACAACAAGGGUAUGGUUAUUGAUGACAAGAACCAAAAAGUAGUUGUCGUCAAUCAAGUAUACAAGGAUAAAGAUACAUUAAAAUCUGUGAUGGUGAAUUAUGCAAUUAUGAAUAGGUUCAACUAUCGGACAGAAAGGAGCAAUGCAAUAAGCUACACUCUUGUGUGCGUAUCAGGAGAGUGUGAUUGGAAAUUCAGGGCGUCAAGUGUCGGUAAGUCAGGAAUGUUUAGAGUUAGGGAGUUUCAAGACAAACAUACAUGUCCAUUGAAGGAAAAGGUUUAUUCCCAAUGCCAAGCUACAAGUCGGUUGAUAAGUGGGAUUGUCAAACCAAAAAUAUCAAAUCAUAAGAGGAAAUAUACGCCUAAAGACAUUGCGGAGGACAAAAAUGAUUUCGGAAUGGAUGUGUCGUACAUGGUUGCUUGGCGGGCCAAAGAAAGGGCGAUGAAUGAUUUAAUGGGUGAACCGGCUGAUUCUUAUAAAAGACUACCUGGAUAUCUAUACAUUUUGGAUAAGACUUACCCGGGUUCACAUAUCAGAAUGCGUAAAACGGAGAAAUGGAUUGAGCUGGCUAAUCACUUGAUGACCCGGUGGAGAAUGUGAACAGAGAGUCGCUCCCAUAAACGAAUGAAUGGGACUCCAUCUGUUAACCGAGGGUGGACAAUGACUUCUAACAUAGCAGAGUGCAUUAACCGACAUCUUCUAGCAGCUAGAGAACUGCCUAUAUAUGACUUUCUCGAAGAAGUUAGAAGGAUGUUUGGGAGAUGGAAUUACAAUAACCGGAGAAAUGGAACAUACACGUUCACUACACUCGGUAAAAAGUUUCAGAAAAUGCUAUCAAUCAACGAGUAUCUAUGUCUACGAAUGACGGUAGAACCGUCAACAGAAUUCGUGUACACAGUACAUGAUGGAGGACGACGAUUCAUUCUUAAUUUGAAUAGCAAAACUAGCAGUUGUCGUAUGUUUCAACUAGAUGAAAUCCCCUGCCCGCAUGCAUGGGCUGUCAUUAAAAAGAAAAAUCUGGUUGCUGAGGAUUAUUGCUCUGAUUUGUUCAAACCGGCGACCGUGUUGAAGACAUAUGAUGUACCUGUGGAUCCUCUACCCGACGAGCGUGAAUGGAACAUUCCCAACCACAUCUUGGAGGAUGUGGUUUUGCCCCCAAGAUACAAGAGACCGCCUGGUAGGCCAAAGAAGAGGCGUGAUAAGCCUUUAAGUGAAUUGUUAUUUGGAAAGGGCAGACAUGCUUGCAGUACUUGUGGACAAGUUGGGCAUAACAGACGUUCAUGUAGUUUUGAGCCUCUGAGGAAGUGAAUUUUUCUUGUGUUCCUAUCCAUUUAACUUUUUUACCGAAGAUAGAUUGGUUAUUUAAGUAUUUGAACACUUGUGUCAAAAACUUCCAUUGACACUUGUUGUAGUAUUAUAGAUAUUUUUGCAAUGAAAUGAAU
Messenger RNA from Lycium barbarum (goji berry), 3979 nucleotides. RefSeq lists its product as uncharacterized. The transcript has 4 exons. NCBI's taxonomy places the organism in Eukaryota, Viridiplantae, Streptophyta, Magnoliopsida, Solanales, Solanaceae. The coding region runs from base 2100 to 3137 and encodes 345 amino acids. The record is from RefSeq and is a predicted model, not a curated record.